Molecule: messenger RNA, 820 nt
Organism: Truncatella angustata
Lineage: Eukaryota; Fungi; Ascomycota; Sordariomycetes; Amphisphaeriales; Sporocadaceae
Exons: 2
Coding region: 223-681 (152 amino acids)
Source: RefSeq, a predicted model, not a curated record
CUUUCUACAAAUUUACGCAACCAUUAUCCGCUCCGAUUUCAUCGUAAAGUGUGUGGGUGAUAGACAUGUCUGCUUUAAGCGUCACUGGUUCCGAGUGGGCGACUGCAGAAGAGUACCAAUCUGAGUCAGCUUCCCCCACGCUAUUUCCUUUAAUGUGUUUCUGACUAGGGUGCUGACCAGCAACAUAGCCACCAAUCAUCUAUAGUCUGGCUGACUGGAAACAUGGAGACCGAACAGUUCCAUGACCAAUGGCCUCAUAGCCACACUCAGCUAAACUUCUACGACGGACCAGUUCCUCAUCAGCUAGAAGAGGGACUGUUCGGUGACGCAAGCGGAGUCAAUGCAGACACGAUAGGUUCACACUUUGAUGUCUACUCUGUCGACCGCUCACAGCAAAGCGUCACUCAUUUUUGGAGCCCUGAUACCGACGGACAACAACUCUCCAUCUCAAUGCCACCAGCUGUGGCACGGUACGUCCAGGAACCCCAGAGCUACGAGAUGCUUGCAAUCGGCCACGGCAAACACAGUCCCCCCGCGAAACAGACGAAUGAAAGGGAGGCACCUCGUGCGGAUAUGCCAAAUCGAGCGGGCUCGGAUGCAGGUUCUAGAACUGGUAAGGGAGGCAAAGGUGCUGAGUAUCAAAAUGAAGGAUGCCAACGCAAGCAUGGCCAUACUGGUUAAUGACAUCUCAUGUAAUAUGGUAGAUAAAAUAGAAAGGAGGGCUGUUUUCCGCUGAUCGCAUGUAAUGAUAUUUACGAGAGGUGGUUAGGCAUUUGCCACAAAGUCGGGGGGGGGGGUUCCGAGGCCGAGCCUGAUAGUC